AUGGCAGAAGACCAACAACCCGCCAUUCACGAACAUGAUACUCCACCAACGCCGACACAUUCUCAAACACCACUGACGCAAGUUAUAUCACCUCCAAUGCCCGCGGACGUAUCUACAGCACAUUCAGGCAUCCCUAUCGGACAUCCUCCACCAACAGCACAGACGGUGUCCAACCUUGUGGAGUCCGCACGUUUUACCGCGUUAGAAGGAAUGGUGAACCACUUGGCGGCCAACAUGGCCACCAACAUGACGGAGCUCAUGGCCAUGCUCAGGAAUCAGAAUCAGGCUUCAUCGAGCUUUACUCAGCCUCUGGAGCACAGACCAAUUGUCGAUCCAAAUCCAAUGGUCACUCCAACCUUUGUUUCGGAGGCUGAAGACACAUCUUUCUCAACAAUGGCGUUUGCACCAACGGUCCAUCCAAUCAAUGAUCCUUUACCGCCACCACCUGCUCCAACAGCAGUUCCGUUGCCACCAGUAGCUUUCUUAUCCACGGACUCGACUAUGCAUACGCUGCCACCGCUAACCGUGUCAAUGCAUCCUCCAAUCUAUAUUGUGCCACCACCGACAGUUCCUCCGGUCACGAUCGCACAGGCUCCUGUUUCCCUCCACCUCCACAGCACCAACCUCAGCCGAUCUAUUAUUCUGCUCCGCCGGUCCCGCCAACAGCGACCUCGCAAUCAUACGACCCCUACGCGCCCGCGUCAGCUCAGUCCCCUCAACCCAGGCCGCCGGUGUCGAGAGCCCCUCCGCCGGCACAACAGAACCCCACCUCACAGGGUCCACAGGUCGGCACCUCACAACAUCGACCGCGCAGACAGUACACACCUCUACCCGCUCCUCUCUCUCACAUAUAUCGGCAACUCUUGGCGGGGGAUCAGAUUCAGCCAAUAUCCUCGGGCCCGAACUUCGACCCCUCCAUCCAGGAUCAAUCCAAGCGCUGCGAAUAUCAUCAGGGUGCGCCGGGGCACACUCUCGACAAUUGUUGGAGGCUGA
Messenger RNA from Punica granatum (pomegranate), 993 nucleotides. The record is from RefSeq and is a predicted model, not a curated record. NCBI's taxonomy places the organism in Eukaryota, Viridiplantae, Streptophyta, Magnoliopsida, Myrtales, Lythraceae.